Messenger RNA from Chilo suppressalis (striped riceborer), 3374 nucleotides. Lineage: Eukaryota; Metazoa; Arthropoda; Insecta; Lepidoptera; Crambidae. The record is from the annotation of a GenBank genome assembly.
GACAAUAUGAAUGAAAAUCAAAUACGAUGCGUUACUUUUUCGUCGGUUUUAUGACAAUUACAAUAAAAAUAUGAUUUUAAAAGCUUUUCUUCUAAGUUUUCUGUAUUUCUGAGAAAAGCUAACCGAAAUUCCUUUGAUAUUGAUUUGAUUUCACGUGCUUUAAUCGUUACUUAGUGUGGGCUGUAGUGCAUUGAACAUAUCUUUGUUUUUUUUUGUUUAUUUGAUUAUACACGAUUAUUGCUAAUUAAAAUGAAGUUAACAGUAGAUGGUCUUCUGGUUUAUUUCCCAUAUGAUUACAUUUAUCCAGAGCAGUAUGCCUAUAUGUUAGAACUAAAACGUGCACUUGAUGCUAAGGGCCAUGGAUUAUUAGAAAUGCCAUCAGGAACAGGAAAAACAAUUUCGCUUUUAUCUCUGAUUGUCGCUUAUAUGAUACAAAACCCACACAAUGUCAGAAAGUUAAUAUACUGUUCUCGUACAGUGCCAGAAAUAGAGAAAGUAUUGGAGGAAUUGAAGAAUCUAUUUAAGUACUAUGAAAAGAGUCAAGGUGAAAUGCCAAACCUCACUGGACUUGUACUUAGUUCCAGGAAAAACUUAUGCAUUCAUCCUGAAGUGUCACGAGAAAGAGAAGGCAAAUUAGUUGAUGGCAAAUGUCAUUCUCUCACAGCCAGUUACAUCAGGGAGAAACAUGAACGAGAUAGCUCAGUUCCUAUUUGUCAAUUUUAUGAGGGCUUUAGUCGUGAAGGCAAGGAGUCAAUGUUGCCAUUUGGAGUAUACACAAUGGAUGAUCUGAAACAGUACGGAGCUGAUAGAAAUUGGUGUCCAUAUUUCUUAGCAAGAUUUGCUAUAAUACAUGCAGAAAUAAUAGUAUAUUCUUACCAUUACCUAUUAGAUCCAAAAAUUGCUGAGGUUGUUUCCAAAGAAUUGAACAAAGAAGCUGUUGUAGUAUUUGAUGAAGCUCACAACAUAGACAAUGUAUGCAUAGACUCACUCAGUGUGAAGGUCACACGGAGGACCAUAGAUAAGAGUACACAAGCCCUACAACACUUGGAAAAGUCUGUAGCACAAAUCCGCGAGGCAGACGCGGCGCGACUGACGGAGGAAUACGAGAGGCUCGUGGCCGGACUCAGGGACGCCGCCGCCGCCAGGGACGCCGACGCCCUGCUGGCCAACCCGGUGCUGCCGGACCAGGUGCUGGACGAGGUGGUUCCGGGCAACAUCCGUAACGCGGAGCACUUCCUGUGCUUCUUAAAACGAUUCAUUGAAUAUCUUAAGACGAGACUGAGAAUACAACACGUCGUGCAAGAGUCGCCUGCAGGGUUCUUAAAAGACGUGUCUUCACGCGUAUGCAUCGAACGCAAACCGCUGCGAUUCUGCGCGACCCGCCUCUCGUCACUACUUCGUACUUUGGAGAUCCCCGAUCCAUCAAACCUGUCGUCGUUGACGCUGGUCACUCACCUGGCGACAUUAGUGGCGACAUACACGAAAGGAUUCACCAUCAUCAUCGAGCCGUUUGAUGAUAAGACGCCUACUGUGUCUAAUCCUAUUCUACAUUUCUCUUGUAUGGACUCGUCGAUCGCGAUGCGGCCCGUGUUCGCGCGGUUCCAGUCCGUCAUCAUAACGUCUGGUACAUUGUCCCCGUUGGAUAUGUACCCCAAGAUCCUGGACUUCAAUCCCGUGGUGAUGUCCUCAUUCACCAUGACGCUGGCAAGGCCCUGCAUCCUGCCAAUGAUAGUAUCUAAAGGGAGUGAUCAAGUAGCAAUAUCGUCUAAAUACGAGUCGAGAGAAGAUGUAGCCGUCAUAAGAAACUACGGACAGCUGUUGGUUGAGAUAGCAGCGAGCGUGCCCGACGGUGUGGUUUGCUUCUUCACGUCAUAUAUGUACUUGGAAAGCGUCGUGGGAGCCUGGUAUGAUCAAGGCGUGGUGGCGAGUUUACAGCGGCACAAGCUACUGUUCAUAGAAACGCAAGAUUCUGCAGAAACGAGCUUCGCGCUUCUUAAUUACAUCAAGGCGUGUGAAAGUGGUCGGGGCGGGGUAUUGUUAUCGGUGGCGCGCGGCAAGGUAUCGGAGGGCGUGGACUUCGAGCACCAUCUGGGGCGCGCCGUGCUUAUGUUCGGCAUCCCUUAUGUAUUCACGCAGAGUCGCAUCUUGAAGGCGCGCCUCACUUACCUAAGGGACAACUACCAGAUCCGCGAGAACGACUUCCUGACAUUCGACGCGAUGCGACACGCGGCGCAAUGUGUGGGGAGAGCUUUGAGGGGUAAAACGGACUACGGCAUCAUGAUAUUCGCGGACAAGCGGUUCAGCCGCGCCGACAAGCGGAGCAAACUGCCGCGCUGGAUACAGGAACACCUCAAGGACUCCCUCUGCAACCUCAGCACUGAGGAAGCCGUGCAGAUCUGCAAGCGUUGGUUGCGUCAGAUGGCGCAGCCCUUCACGCGCGAAGACCAGCUCGGAGUGUCUCUGCUCACGCUGCAGCAACUACAGUCUACUGAGCAACAGGACAAGAUACAUCAGCAAGUCAUACAGAAGUGAUCUGAACCAUCCCACUUCUGCUCAGCAGGUCAAAUAGAAGUGACCGAACAACACUAAGUAUACCACAUCUACCCCCCGAAGAAGCGCCGCCGUCAAUAUAUUUCUCUAGCUGCAAGAAUUACAAUCCAAAAUCAAAAAUCAUUUAUUCAGUCUAGGCUGUAACAAGCACUUGUGAAGGUCAAGAUGCUACGCCAUCGGUUUGCAAAACUACGGCGGGAGACCUUGCACUGAGAAGAACCGGCAAGAAACUCAGCAAGGGCUGUUUUUUUCUCCCUGUAUUGUUAUAUACAGAGUCGUCAAAUUGAAAAAUGUCUUCAGAGAUACUUCUGAAGUCAGCUUCCAUUGAGCAACAGGGAAAAGAUCUUCCAGCAGGUCAUACAAAAUUAAUUCCACGUUAAACCACAUCUAUCCCUCGCAGAAGCUUCGUCGGGGUUACUUUGAUCUUGCAGUUUAUAAUCCUGUAGAUCAACGAAUAUGGGAUAUUAAUCAGCACCAUAGAGAAAUCUAGAGGUUAGAGUUGGAUCCAGGACGGGAAUGUGAAGGUGGUCGUAGGUAGAUGCAUAUAUCUAUGUCGUAUCAAAGAACCGAAAAAACUAAUCUAAUAUAACAAAGAAAGUAACACUUCGCUCGUGUUAGCUGCCUAUAAAACACGCAUACUGAUUUUCAUAUAGAAAAUUAUGUAGGGACUGCUUUACGAAGUACAGCGAAUGUUGAUGUAACUGUACAUCGCGAUUGUUUACACGAUUGUGUAUAACAACUACUUUUUUGUAUAAAAAGCUUUAUAAUGACGAACAUAUAUUAACAAUAAACGUUUUGUUUUGGAUAAAUAAAAACCCUUUUUU